AUGAUUCCCCCAUUGGCACUGACAUUCACCAUUCACCAUUCACCGCUCGCCUUAUCGCUCCGGCCUCCGGUACCUGACGGGCGUCCUCUCCCGUGUGAACCUCCCCUCCCAAUUCUGCGCAAUCCAUUCACAAACCAAGAGGGGUCACCAGGUACCAUACCUGUCUUGGCUUUUCCACUGCCAGGUUCAGCCCAGUCGUCACACCCUCUCGCCCCGAAUUCUGACUCUUCGCUAUCCCCAUCUCGGCAUCUUUCCCACCUCGUGCUCUACUGA
Colletotrichum abscissum is the source of this 273-nucleotide messenger RNA. RefSeq lists its product as uncharacterized. NCBI's taxonomy places the organism in Eukaryota, Fungi, Ascomycota, Sordariomycetes, Glomerellales, Glomerellaceae. The record is from RefSeq and is a predicted model, not a curated record. The coding region runs from base 1 to 273 and encodes 90 amino acids. The transcript has 2 exons.